UCUCGCAAGUUCCACCGAGAAUACUGUUUGCUGCGCGCUUAUCUCACUAUAUUUUUGUCCCAUUUGCGGACUAUCAGUUUUCUACCUCCUUUGUUGUUGGAAGUCGCCUUCUGCGCCAGUGUGUGUAAAGGCCGCACUUUCGACGGAUCUAUAUCUAGACUUCAAUUGUCUACUUAAUCGCAACACUUUAAUUUGAAUCAGAACAAUGAAGUUCCUAGCUCUCGCGGUGUCUUGCCUGCUGGCGCUCUCCGGAGCCCUGGCCGCUGACUCCUGCUACCAGGAUGUCUCUAUAGACUGUUCGCAGGCAUCUAACAGCAUGGUGCUGGCGAAAUGUAACGCCAUCUACGGCGGCUACGGUCACCAUGGCAACCUGGCCUCCGAGAUGCAAGCGUACGCGAACCUCCAUCUCGCUCGCUCGUACGAGUUCCUCCUAUCUGCGUCCUACUUCGACAACUACCAGACCAACAGGAAGGGGUUUAGCAAGCUGUUUAGGAAGCUGUCUGAUGACGCGUGGGAGAAGACUAUUGAUCUUAUCAAGCAUAUUACUACUCGAGGUGGAGUAAUGGACUUCGCCCGCCGCUCGACCCUGGACAGCAGCAGCAAGAACUACACAGUCGAGCUGAACGAGCUGGAAGCUCUCGCUAAAGCCCUGGACAUUGAGAAGGAGAUCGCUGAACGCGCCUUCCACAUCCACGGUGAAGCUACUAGGAACAGCCAGCAUUUGCACGAUCCUGAGAUCGCUCAAUACAUGGAAGAAGAGUUCAUCGAGGACCACGCCAAGACCAUCCGCAACCUGGCCGGUCACACCUCGGACCUCAAGAAGUUCAUCGCCCAGAACGACGGCCAAGACCUGUCCAUCUCGCUUUAUCUGUACGACGAGUUCCUUCAGAAGACCGUCUAAAUUACAAUAAUUACCAUUUUAGUAGGAGUUCGGCUACGCUGGUAACCCUAUUUAAAACAACUACCAUCUUUAAAAAUAAUCGAUAUCAAGUUUAUCAGCAGAAAAAGGAAAAAUCAAAUCUUCUGUGACGGGUCGCGUUUACAUUUUUUUGACUGAUUGAAACUGCUUGACAGACAUUUAACAUCUUAAAUAAACUACCAGUUUAGUAGAAAAUUUGAUUAUGGUAGUAACUCAAAUAUAAGAUUUGUCAUCAAUAAAAAGCCUGUUAUAGUAGAAAAUCAUCACAAUCUACUAUUUAAAAAUGUGUUUUGUAAUAAUUACAGUUUAUUUGAAUAAAUUAAUCCUCCACUAAAACUACCAUUUUAAUAGAAUAUUUAAGGCCAUUUGAAACAUGUACAAAUAGGGCUGUUUAAAUUAUGUGAUAUGUAAGUUUUUUUAUCAUUCAUUGUAUUAUAGACUAGAAUAGUUGUAAUCAGUUAUUUUCCAAAUAAAAGUUCUUUAACCACC
Messenger RNA from Leguminivora glycinivorella, 1408 nucleotides. It is a transcript of the gene Fer2LCH, whose product is annotated as ferritin, lower subunit. Lineage: Eukaryota; Metazoa; Arthropoda; Insecta; Lepidoptera; Tortricidae. Bases 206 to 901 code for a protein of 231 amino acids. Gene Ontology annotation, molecular function: ferric iron binding; ferrous iron binding. The record is from RefSeq and is a predicted model, not a curated record. Gene Ontology annotation, cellular component: cytoplasm. The transcript is spliced from 6 exons. Gene Ontology annotation, biological process: iron ion transport; intracellular iron ion homeostasis.